Labrus bergylta (ballan wrasse) is the source of this 617-nucleotide messenger RNA. RefSeq names its product histone H2B 1/2. Gene Ontology annotation, molecular function: structural constituent of chromatin; DNA binding; protein heterodimerization activity. Gene Ontology annotation, cellular component: nucleosome. The record is from RefSeq and is a predicted model, not a curated record. Lineage: Eukaryota; Metazoa; Chordata; Actinopteri; Labriformes; Labridae.
UCAUGCCUGAACCACCAAAAUCCGCCCCCAAGAAGGGUUCCAAGAAAGCCGUCGUCAAGUCCACCAGCAAGACCGGCAAGAAGAGACGAAAGACCAGGAAGGAGAGUUAUGCUAUCUACGUGUACAAAGUCCUGAAACAGGUUCAUCCCGACACCGGGAUCUCCUCCAAGGCCAUGGGUAUCAUGAACUCCUUCGUGAGUGACAUCUUUGAGCGUAUCGCCGGGGAGGCUUCCCGUCUGGCUCAUUACAACAAGCGCUCCACCAUCACCUCCAGGGAGAUCCAGACCGCUGUCCGCCUGCUGCUGCCCGGAGAGCUGGCUAAGCACGCCGUGUCUGAGGGCACCAAGGCCGUCACUAAGUACACCAGCUCCAAGUAAACCUGCUGAUUUAUCAGCCAAAAAAACGGUCCUUUUAAGGGCCACCCACCUUGUCAACUAGGCGCAAUAAUCCUGAAAGUGUUUAAAAGAUUUAUUUUCCAAUAGUUUAUUCAUCAAUGACUAAUUAUUUUAAGACUAUGAAAACUUUCUGUAUUAAAAAAGAGAUGUAUGUUAAGUUCCCGGGCAAAUUCCGUUUCUCUCUCACUGAGGUUUUGGAUAACAUUAAAUUACUAAAACUCA